AAAGAUGAUGACAUUGAAGAGGGAGAUCUUCCCGAACACAAGAGGCCUCCAGCACCAAUAGAUUUCUCAAAAAUUGAUCCAGGCAAGCCUGAAAGUAUUCUGAAGCUGACGAAAAAGGGGAAGACUUUGAUGAUGUUUGUCACGGUGUCGGGAAAUCCCACGGAAAAGGAGACGGAAGAAAUUACUAGCUUGUGGCAGGGCAGUCUCUUCAAUGCCAACUAUGAUGUGCAAAGGUUUAUUGUUGGCUCAAAUCGUGCCAUCUUUAUGCUACGUGAUGGUGGUUACGCCUGGGAGAUCAAAGACUUUCUGAUAAAUCAAGAAAGGUGUGCGGAUGUUACUCUGGAAGGUCAGGUUUAUCCUGGCAAAGGAGCAGAAGAAAGUGAGAAAGUGAAAAACAAAACAAAACCUGAAAAAGCAAGGAAGAAAAAAGACGCAGACAAGAAAUCUAAUAGCAUCAAAGAGGACAACCGAGCUACCAAACAGAGAGAGGAUCUAUGACGGACACGCUAACCAGACUGAAUGCUGCUCUACCCUUCUUUGAAGGGAAACUAAUUUUGCAUACAAUUCCUGGCUUUACUGAGAGGGAAGGAAGGAAGCAGAGAUUACUGAAGUUAAGACUUUUAUGUUGAAAACACCAGUUUACUUAUUAAUAUUGGCCAUUUGUUUAGUUACAG
Messenger RNA from Balearica regulorum gibbericeps (East African grey crowned-crane), 674 nucleotides. NCBI's taxonomy places the organism in Eukaryota, Metazoa, Chordata, Aves, Gruiformes, Gruidae. The record is from RefSeq and is a predicted model, not a curated record.